This is a messenger RNA of Cyprinodon variegatus (sheepshead minnow), 992 nucleotides long. Its product is annotated as alcohol dehydrogenase 1-like. Gene Ontology annotation, molecular function: zinc ion binding; S-(hydroxymethyl)glutathione dehydrogenase [NAD(P)+] activity. Gene Ontology annotation, biological process: formaldehyde catabolic process. The transcript is spliced from 8 exons. Gene Ontology annotation, cellular component: cytosol. NCBI's taxonomy places the organism in Eukaryota, Metazoa, Chordata, Actinopteri, Cyprinodontiformes, Cyprinodontidae. The record is from RefSeq and is a predicted model, not a curated record. Bases 27 to 992 code for a protein of 321 amino acids.
GCUAACAUUCCCCUUCAGCAGGAUAAAUGGCCACAGCUGGGAAGGUCAUCAAGUGCAAGGCGGCAGUGGCGUGGGAGUUCGGCAAGCCGUUGGUGAUUGAAGAGGUUGAGGUUGAACCUCCUCAGGAGAAAGAGAUCCGGAUUAAGAUUGUGGGAACCGGAUUGUGUCAAUCAGAUCUGUUCUUCCUGUUGAAAUGCGCCAAACCAUCGGUCUUCCCAGUAAUUUUUGGCCAUGAGGCGGCUGGUAUAGUGGAGAGCAUUGGACCCGGCGUCACUGAGUUUCAGCCAGGAGACAAGGUGAUCCCAUUGUUCAUGCCUCAGUGUCGGGAAUGCCGCUUUUGUAAAAGUCCAAGAACAAACCUGUGUAUCAAAGGGUCAGCUGGUACACUUGAAGGGAAAAACCGUGAAAACUCCAGGAUCACCUGUAAGGGGACGAAGGUGCUGCAGUUCCUUGGAAUCAGCACCUUCUCUGAGUACACCGUGGUGAAAGAGUUUAGUUUGACUAAGAUCGAUCCUGCUGCGCCCCUGGAGAAGGUCUGUCUCAUUGGCUGUGCCAUCUGCACAGGGUAUGGAUCAGCUGUGAAUACGGCCAAGGUUGAACCGGGCUCCACCUGUGCUGUGUUUGGUUUGGGAGCCGUGGGUCUGGCUACAGUCAUGGGCUGCAAAGCCUCUGGAGCCAAACAGAUCAUCGCCGUCGACAUCAACCCUGAGAAGUUUGAGAAAGCCAAAGUGUUCGGUGCCACUGAUGUUGUGAACCCCAAAGAUCACAGUAAACCCACCCAACAGGUGCUGACUGAGAUGACCAAUGGAGGGGUGGACUACUCCUUUGAAUGCAUUGGAAAUGUGGAAGUUAUGGUCACUGCGCUGGAGUCUUGCACUCCAGGAUGGGGCUGCAGUGUGAUUGUUGGCUGGACAGACACAAAUUUUAGUGCUCAGCCCAUUCAGCUCAUGCGUGGGCGUACAUGGACCGGCACCCUGUUUGGAGGCUGGUGA